AUGUCGGGAACGGGCCCAAGGCUCAAUAUCUUUCCUACACGCAUGGCAUUAACGACUAUGAAAACGAAAUUGAAGGGAGCGCAGACAGGUCAUAGUUUGUUAAAGCGAAAAAGUGAAGCGCUUACAAAGAGGUUUCGAGCCAUAGUUCAGAAAAUUAAUGACGCCAAGUUAAAAAUGGCAAAGGUCAUGCAAGCUGCUUCGUUUUCUCUCACAGAAGUGACUUACAUUACUGGAGACAUUAGUUAUCAGGUCCAGGAAAGUGCAAAAACUGCUCAAUUCCGAGUACGAAGUAAACAGGAAAAUGUAUCCGGUGUUAUGUUACCUGCCUUCGAGUGUUAUUCUGAAGGAAGUAAUGCAUUUGAGUUGACUGGUCUUGGUCGUGGUGGUCAGCAAGUUCAAAAAUGCAAAGAAACGUAUAUUAAAGCAGUGGAGAUGUUAGUAGAGUUGGCUUCCUUACAGACAGCGUUUGUAAUAUUAGACGAAGUCAUUAAAGUAACAAACCGUCGCGUGAACGCUAUCGAGUACGUGAUUAUACCAAAGAUAGAGAAUACAAUCAAGUAUAUUAUGUCAGAAUUAGAUGAGCAGGAUCGUGAAGAAUUCUUCCGAUUAAAGAAGGUCCAGGGUAAAAAAAAGAAAGAUGCAGCUUCCGCCGAAGAAGCAAAGAAACUUUUAAUGGAACAAGCAGUUGAAGUGGGUCAGCAUCCAGAGGAAUAUGAGAAUCAAGUAGCAGAUGUGUUUAAAGAAACAGAGGAUGAGGACGUUAUAUUCUAG
Molecule: messenger RNA, 771 nt
Organism: Paraglomus occultum
Lineage: Eukaryota; Fungi; Glomeromycota; Glomeromycetes; Paraglomerales; Paraglomeraceae
Source: the annotation of a GenBank genome assembly